Messenger RNA from Plasmodium relictum, 1275 nucleotides. RefSeq names its product RAP protein, putative. NCBI's taxonomy places the organism in Eukaryota, Apicomplexa, Aconoidasida, Haemosporida, Plasmodiidae. Bases 1 to 1275 code for a protein of 424 amino acids. The transcript has 6 exons. The record is from RefSeq and is a predicted model, not a curated record.
AUGAUUAUUAAAAUUAUAAAUGGUUUAAUUAAAAAAAGUUAUAAUUCAUUUUUUUCAAAAUGUUUAGCUUGUUAUAAUCAUAAUUUGAUUAAUUUACCUAAAAAUGACAGAUAUAUACCGAACAAUUUUUUUAAUAUUGAAGAAGAAUUAGAUAAAGAGAAAUUAAUAUAUUUAAUAAAAAAUAUACAAAUGAUUAAUUUAAAAGAAAAGAAUAUUUUGAAUAAUAUAAGUAAUUUAUUAAAAAAAUAUAUAAAUGAUUAUAAUAUAGAUGAAAUAUAUUUAAUUAUACAUAGUUUCUGCAAAUUAAAUUUUACGAAAUAUUCUUUAUACAAUAGGUUUGUAAAAAUUAUUAUGAAUAAAAAACCAGUAAUGAAUACUAGAAUAUUAACACAAAUAUUAAUUGAUUUACAUAAACUAUCUUCAUUAGAUAUUAAUGUUUUGACAUUUUUUACUGAACAUUACAUAAAAGAUUCUAUAAGUAAAUUUUCUUUAUUUGAUUUUUCAAUGAUUUUGUUUAUAUAUAAUAAAUAUAAUUAUAACGAUUUCAUAACAAUUAACAGCAUAUGUAAAAUAAUUAAAGAGUAUUUUUUACCAAUUAUAAAUGAAGACAAGGGAGUUUUAACAACCAUAUUAUUAAGUAUAUCUACUUUAAAUUUAAAUUAUGAAUUUUAUCACUAUUUAUUAAAAAAAUAUAUAUAUAAAAAUUAUGAACAUUUUGAAAUUAAAUAUUUAUGCAAUAUUUCUUAUUCUAUUGUAUUAAGACUAGUCAAUAAUUGUAUAACAGAUGAUUUGUUAAAUAUUAUAUUAAAUGAUAUAAUAACAUUAUUGUUAAAUAAUUUGCAUAAGUUAAAAAAUGAAGAAUUAAAGCAAAUACAUAUAGUAUUAUACUAUUUAAGAGAUGUAGAAAGAAAAUAUGAAAAGGGUAUAAACAUAAUUGAAAAAAAGAAUAUUAAAAAUACUGUAACUAUUUCAAAGAUGCAACAACAAAUUGAAAAACUUUUCAAAGAAAUUGGAAUAAAUGUACAAAAGGAAUAUCCAAUUGGCCCAUAUAUAUUAGACUUUGCUUUAAAAAAAAAAAAAAUUUGCAUUGAAGUAAAUGGAUUCACACAUUAUUAUACUUUUAACAAUACAUUAAACGCGAAAACAAAAUUGAAAUAUUUUAUCUUAAAUAAACUGAAUUGGAAAAUUGCUACUAUUGAAUAUAUGGAAUGGAAAAACAAAUCAAAAGAAGACAAAAUAAAAUAUUUAGAAAAAAAUAUACUAGACAAAAUAUAA